Messenger RNA from Nymphaea colorata (pocket water lily), 802 nucleotides. Its product is annotated as 40S ribosomal protein S12-like. Gene Ontology annotation, molecular function: structural constituent of ribosome. The transcript is spliced from 4 exons. Gene Ontology annotation, biological process: translation. NCBI's taxonomy places the organism in Eukaryota, Viridiplantae, Streptophyta, Magnoliopsida, Nymphaeales, Nymphaeaceae. Gene Ontology annotation, cellular component: cytosolic small ribosomal subunit; ribosome. The coding region runs from base 127 to 555 and encodes 142 amino acids. The record is from RefSeq and is a predicted model, not a curated record.
GUUUUAUUAGGUUUUUUCUUUUCCUCUCUCCCUCUGGAAUACUCUGGAAUAGAGCAAAGAGUGCGCAAGACAAGGUUGGGCGGGAGCACAGCACAGCAGCGGUAACUCAAUCUUCAGAUCGCCAUAAUGUCGGGAGGAGAGGAAGGUGCCGCUAUUGUGGCCGAGUCACCAGCACCACCUUUAGGUGAACCAAUGGACAUUAUGACAGCUUUGCAGCUUGUGCUGAAGAAAUCACUUGCUCAUGAUGGACUGGCACGUGGCCUUCAUGAAGGUGCCAAAAUAAUUGAGAAACAUGCUGCACAGCUCUGCGUUCUUGCUGAGGACUGCAACCAGCCAGACUAUGUCAAACUGGUCAGAGCUCUAUGUGCUGAUCACAAUGUGAGCUUGAUUACUGUUCCCAGUGCAAAGACCCUUGGCGAGUGGGCAGGACUAUGCAAAAUUGAUUCAGAAGGAAAGGCCAGGAAAGUUGUUGGUUGUUCCUGUGUUGUUGUUAAGGACUAUGGUGAGGAAUCCGAAGGGCUCCAUAUUGUUCAGGAAUAUGUGAAAUCUCAUUGAGUGUUAAGGUUAUUUUUGAAGGUGUUAAGGAGGAUCAAGGCAGUAGAGUUCUGUGCUUAAUUUUUGUCUACAGUAUGUGAAGACAAGCCAGAUUUUCUCAAUGUUGUUUUUAAUUCUAAGUGGGUAAAUGAUGUAGCUUUUUGUUCACUUUUCAAAGAGUUUUCUUUCGUUGACUCUUAUUGAUUUCUGACGGGAAUUUAGAUACCAACUCUCCCUAAUCAUAAUAGCCUAAGUCUUCAUUCUUUUA